GGAUUUUCUGUCCACAACUCUCACACUCUAACCGGCUUGAAUUGCAGCCACACAUCGCCUUCUUUGUUUUGUGAGAUGUGGGGCUGCAAUGUACCGCGUGGGCAAAAUGCGGGAGAGAAAGUGAGUAGGAAAUCUGGAUUCUGCCUACCGCAAGUGCCUUUGGCACUCUAAUACUCUCUUGGCCUCCUUGUGGCUGUCCUCAACCGUCAAGGCGUCAACAGUUCACCGAGAAGAACGAGGGAAAAAAGAAGAGGGAAGGAAAAAGCUCACUCUUUUCAUGGGUUGCCUGGGGACAAUAUCCUAUACCUUCUUUUUACUGAGCUAUUCGUCUAGAAAUCCUAUUCGUAGUGGCCCAGAAGGCUUUCAGUUUUCGAGAGCUUUGAAAUCUUCUUCACGAAGUAUGUAUCGGGGAUUGUCACUCAGAACUUCUAUGGGUGAAGAAACUGCAGCUUCCAUGGCAAGGCAGGACGAAAGGCCUUCAAGGGGAAUUGAGUGCUCUGUACGGAAAGUUCCACAUGUCUUGACCGUCGCCGGCUCCGACUCUGGAGCUGGUGCUGGAAUUCAAGCUGAUCUCAAGGCAUGUGGGGCGCUUGGAGUGUAUUGCUCCACUGUCAUUACUGCGGUCACCGCGCAGAACACAGUCGGAGUUCAGGGAGUUCAUCAUGUGCCCGAGGAAUUUGUAGGAGAACAGUUGAAAUCGGUCCUAUCUGAUAUGCAUGUUGAUGUGUUGAACAUAGGGAAUAUGUUACUCCUUGGUGCAGUUUUGAACUGCUGUGUUCUGGAAAUGCUCAGGUUAAAACAGGAAUGCUUCCUACUAUUGAGGUUGUCAAUGUUUUAUGUCAAAAACUCAAGGAAUUUCCAGUUCAAGGCAGCUUUGGUGGUUGAUCCGGUCAUGGUGUCUACAAGUGGUGAUGUAUUGGCUGCUCCUUCCAUACUUUCUGUAUUUCGGGAGGAACUUCUUCCAAUGGCUGAUAUUGUGACCCCAAAUUUGAAGGAAGCAUCUGCUUUGUUAGGUGGUGUGCAGUUGGAAACAGUCUCUGACAUGUAUUCUGCUGCAAAAUCAAUACAAAGUCUGGGCCCAAGAAACGUACUUGUCAAGGGUGGUGAUCUCCCAGCUUCAAAGGAUGCUGUUGAUAUAUUCUUUGAUGGAGAGCAUUUCCAUGAGCUACGUGCAUCACGCAUAAAAACUUGUAAUACUCAUGGAACUGGUUGCACUUUGGCAUCAUGCAUAGCCGCUGAGUUAGCUAAAGGUUCUUCAAUGCUACCAGCUGUUAAGGUAGCUAAACGCUUUGUUGAGGUUGCCCUUGAUUAUAGCAAAGAUAUUAUCAUUGGAAAUGGGUUCCAAGGACCUUUUGAUCACCUAUUCAAGCUAAGUAGAGUGUGCAAUUCAUGCAAGGGGCAAAGGUUCAAACCAAGUGACCUGUUCUUAUAUGCUGUUACAGAUUCAGGGAUGAAUAAGAAGUGGGGUCAUUCAAUUACAGAUGUUGUUAAAGCUGCCAUAGAAGGAGGUGCCACAAUUGUCCAGUUAAGAGAAAAGGUUGCUGAAACAAGGGAUUUUUUCAAGACAGCCGAGGAAUGUUUAGAAAUGUGUCGUUCCUAUGGUGUGCCUCUACUGAUAAAUGAUCGAGUAGAUGUUGCCCUUGCUAUUGAUGCUGAUGGCGUGCAUAUUGGCCAAUCUGACAUGCCAGCACGUGUUGCUCGCAUACUUCUAGGGCCAGAGAAGAUUAUUGGGGUCUCAUGCAAGACCCCAGAGCAAGCAGAACAAGCAUGGCUUGAUGGUGCUGAUUAUAUUGGCUGUGGUGGAGUCUUUCCAACAACCACAAAAGAAAACAACCUCACUAUUGGUUUAGAAGGGUUGAAAACUGUGUGUUUGGCUUCUAAGUUACCUGUGGUUGCCAUCGGUGGCAUUGGUGUUGGAAAUGCUCAUUCUGUUAUGAAAAUUGGCAUUCCUAGUUUAAAAGGUGUAGCUGUUGUGUCAGCUUUGUUUGAUCGUGAAUGUGUUACCACUGCUACAAAGAUGCUACAUUCAGUACUAAUGGAUGUUGUUUCAACACCAAAUUGAAUAAGAGAGAAGUCUAUAAUGAAUAUAUCAGGUAGAACGGGGAUUUUCGAGGGAACUUUUUAACAACCAAAGUGGAUUAUGGAAUAUGGUAAUUCCUUGAACUAGAACGGGGAUAAUCUUUGAACAGUUUGACUUUAUUGAAACAGAAUGCAUUAUGGUUUCUCAA
Molecule: messenger RNA, 2228 nt
Organism: Nelumbo nucifera (sacred lotus)
Lineage: Eukaryota; Viridiplantae; Streptophyta; Magnoliopsida; Proteales; Nelumbonaceae
Gene: TH1
Product: thiamine biosynthesis protein
Biological process (GO): thiamine biosynthetic process
Cellular component (GO): chloroplast
Molecular function (GO): phosphomethylpyrimidine kinase activity; thiamine-phosphate diphosphorylase activity; hydroxymethylpyrimidine kinase activity
Source: RefSeq, a predicted model, not a curated record